This is a messenger RNA of Leptidea sinapis, 684 nucleotides long. RefSeq lists its product as uncharacterized. The annotation marks the transcript as partial. Gene Ontology annotation, cellular component: plasma membrane. Gene Ontology annotation, biological process: sensory perception of smell; detection of chemical stimulus involved in sensory perception of smell. NCBI's taxonomy places the organism in Eukaryota, Metazoa, Arthropoda, Insecta, Lepidoptera, Pieridae. Gene Ontology annotation, molecular function: olfactory receptor activity; odorant binding. The transcript is spliced from 3 exons. The record is from RefSeq and is a predicted model, not a curated record.
UUUAAGAGACAAAAUUAUGUAAGUAGUAGCAGAAAACUGAUCCUGUGUGUGUUGCUAGUGAUGACCUAUGCGACAUGCACUGCGCUAGUGAUAUUUCUGUACGGAUACACGGAAGCACAACUACUUUCUUUGACUGAGGAGUUAUACAACAUUUGGAGUGACGGUGAAAAUUUUUAUGAAGACAAUAUAUAUAAUACUAUGAAUCUAGGCAAUGAAUACAAACAAUAUUUACUGAACACUUUUGUAAAAAGUCGUCUAAUGUAUGUUAUUAAGCUUCACAAUGAAAAUAUAGCAGCAAUCAAAUUACUAGAAAAGGUGCUCAGCGUUAGUAUGGCAACUGAAUUUUUAGUUUUGUUUGCUGGCUUAGUAGCAGAAUUACUCGGAGGCGUAAAAAAUACAUUCUUGGAAAUACCAUUUACAUUCUGCCAGUUAUUUAUUAACUGUUUCUUGGGACAGAAACUUAUGGACGCAAGUGAACAGUUUUCUAAAGCCGUUUAUGGCUGCGGGUGGGAAAACUUCGAUGUUUCUAAUAGAAAAUCAGUAUUGAUAAUGUUGCAGAAUUCACAGAAAACGUUGACCCUGUCGGCCGGAGGAGUCGCUACGUUGAGCUUUGAGUGUUUGAUGUCAAUCGUAAAGUGUUCUUACUCCUUUUAUACAACGUUGCAAUCAACUUUUAAUUAUUAA